Molecule: messenger RNA, 1362 nt
Organism: Clonostachys rhizophaga
Lineage: Eukaryota; Fungi; Ascomycota; Sordariomycetes; Hypocreales; Bionectriaceae
Source: the annotation of a GenBank genome assembly
AUGGGUUCUAUUAGCGCUUUUGACUCAAUCAUCUUCCGGAACCUCUUUGGCACUGAUGAGAUUCGAUCCAUUUUCAGUGAUCAGGCAUACAUAAAGCGAUGCGUCGACGUCGAGACAGGCCUAGCACGGGCUCAGGCUCACUGCAAUGUCAUUCCGGCCGAGGCAGCCAAAGAGAUUACCGCUUUGUCGAACACAGCCGGCCUCGACUUCGACCGUCUGCGCAACGAGACCGACAUCGUUGGAUACCCUAUCCUGCCUCUUGUACGUCAACUGAGUGCCAUGUGUGAAUCGUCCGGUAAAUACGUUCAUUGGGGCGCCACAACUCAGGAUAUCAUGGAUACUGCAAGUGUCUUGCAGAUCAAAGAUGGCUUAGCAGUGGUCGAGGCGAAGCUGGACGGUGUGAUUUCUGCACUCGAGCGCCUAUGCUUGGCCCAUCGGGAUACGCCAAUGGCCGGUCGGACUCAUCUCCAGCACGCCCUCCCUAUAACCUUUGGGUAUAAAUGCGCGGUGUGGCUGUCUGGACUUCAGCGCCACAAGGAGCGCUUGCGUCAGCUCAUGCCUCGAGCCCUUGUGGUUCAAUACGGCGGUGCCGCCGGGACCCUUGCGUCUUUGGGUCCAGGAGAGGAUGGUCUAAACGUUCGUCGGCAACUAGCCACAGAGAUGGGCCUCGCAGAUCCCCCAAUUACUUGGCACGUUGCUCGUGAUGGGAUCGCGGAGGUAACAAACCUUCUGGCGCUCAUUGGAGGGACCCUCGGCAAAGUGGCUCUCGACCUCAUCUUCAUGUCAUCCAACGAGCUUGGAGAGGUUGGCGAGCCCUUCGUCCCCCACCGUGGUGCCUCGUCAACCAUGCCACAAAAGAGAAAUCCCAUCUCGAGUGAGGUGAUACUCGCAGCUUCGAAAAUCCUACGAUCCAAUGCUGGCUUGGUGCUGGAUAGUAUGGUGGCUGACUUUGAGCGAGCCUCUGGGCCUUGGCAUUUGGAAUGGGUGGCGAUUCCUGAAAGCUUUGUUAUGGCUGUUGGUGCCCUUCAUCAAGCCGAGUUUGUCUUGGCUGGCUUGGAGGUGUCCAAGACACAAAUGGCGGCGAACCUGGCACUUAGCAAGGGACUUAUUGUUGGCGAGGCCGUUAUGAUGAGCUUGGCCAACCACAUGGGUCGACAGGAUGCACAUGACGUUGUGUACAAAGCCUGCAAGGAGACGAUUGAGCUGGGCGGAGACGUAACCUUGCUGCAGACUCUGAAGAAAGAUCAGCGAGUCGUCGAUGCUGUCUCCGCUGAAGAGCUUAAAAGCCUAUGUGAUCCAAUGAACUACAUGGGCUCGUCACAACGCAUGGUUGACUCAAUCUUAAGCCUGCACAAUGAAUAG